GACGUGUUCAUUAACAUUUGGAACCACACAGAUUAGGAGUUCGACAAGCGACAUCUCUGCGGUAUCGAGGCUUACAUGAGGGAGCACGAUAUCCCUGAUAGACGUGCUACGGACGUCCAGCGAGGCAGUGGCAGGGGGAGGACGGGUGCGUCGCAGUCGCAACCACAGGAGCACGAUCCUGUGGACGAGAUACAGGAGUUCCAGGAUGAGCAGGCCAGGCGAGCACCGGACUUGGCAGGGGAGGAGGUGGUCAUGACUGCGCGAGGGAGCAGUGCUGCUCACCAUCACGAGGGGGACGCACCGGGCCCAGCGGGGAAGAGGGCGGUCGGCAGUGGACUUGAGGGUGUGGCGCAGGAGCACAAGAGACAGCGGCAGUCCACUCUGGAUGAGGUGUACGAUCUAGAUGGGCAGGUCGCAUUCAGGGACACCUUUUUGCAGUGGGCCUACGAUAGUGGUAUACCCUUUGCUGCUUUCAGGAGGCAGUCAUGGUAUAGGCACAAGAAGGCGUUGGCCGCCAUGUCUCGCGGAGUGUGGCCUGUCUAUCCGUCCUUCAAGGACAUUGGGGGCGGCGGUAUCGAUGAUCAGCGGGGGAAGGUUGCCGUGAUGCUGAGGGAGGUCCGUGGUUCGUUCGAGUCGGUGGGGGCCACCAUUUUAUCGGACGCUAGGCAAUCGCGAGAUGCGAGGCCUAUCGUCAACUUCCUUGCGGCCGCCAAGCGCGGCGCCUUGUUGUACGCCACCGUCCAGCGAGACGGUUCAGUGGCCGAGACGACACGGAUCGUCCUCAGGAGAUGGAAGGCCAUUUUUCAGUCUUUCGCUCCGAAGGACGUAUUGGCCAUUUGCACGGACUCUGCGUCGAACUAUAUGUCCGCCGCAAAGCUCCUUGCAAAGGACCCCGAUCCAGAGAUCCGCCGUAUCACUUGGCUCCCCUGUGCCACCCACGUGGCCAACUUGAUGAUUUCAGACAUCGGCACAAGGGUUCCUUGGGUUACGGAGACCAUUAUCAGAGCUCGAGCGUUGGUGCGAUUCAUUAAAUCGCACAGCGCGGCUUAUCACCUUUCAAGGGUGAAGAGUCGUCGCCGAAUGUUUGUGCACCCUGUGGAGACGAGAUUCGCGUCCGUUUUUUUUAUGUUUGUGUGUUUGCUCGCCAGGCGUAACGCUUUGGAGAGCAUGCUUCAUGACGACGAGUGGGACAAGAUCCCAUGGGAUUCGUCGAAGCGUAGACAGGCUCUCUGGGUUCGGCAGGUCAUCCGGUGCGCCGAUUUCUGGCCCAACGUCCAACAUGCCAUCUCUGUCAUGACCCCUGUCUACCAGCUGUUGAGGAGAUUGGACAGGGGCGGCAUGAUCAUGUCCAUGAUUUACUCGUGGUCGGAGGAGUUGGUGCGACAGGUGGCUGUUGUUGACGUCCUUGAUGACAUGCGGUGGCCGUGCGUGGAGGCGGUGCAGAUCCGCACCAUGCAUAUGCUUGAGCCGGCGCACGAUGCGGCACACUUGUUCAACCCCCGCAGGCGCUCCCUCCGUUACUACGAGUCUGCCCGCAGGACAGCUGCGGACCUCGAGGUCGUUACCGAGUGCGACUCGUUUUUCUUGACGCAGACAGGCGGUGAUUCGACGGGGGAUGCAUACUUGCGGGUGCAUGAGCAGAUGCGAUCCUUCCACGCCAACGUCGGCCACAUGACGGACAUGUUGACGAGGGACGCCAAGGUAGAGGCCUAUGCAGGGGACGAGGAGACGAGCAGGUGCGCGUCAUGGUGGGUGGAGCACGGCGCAUGCUUCCCGGACUUGCAGGAGAUCGCUCGUCGUGUGAUGCACAUGUGGACGUCCGCCUCUCCUGCUGAGAGGAAUUGGGCAGAGCAUGAGCGCAUCCACACGGCCAAGCGCAACAAGCUCAAGUUCAGGAAGUUCGCGCAGUUAGUUGAGAUUGCUACCAAUCUCAAACUUCUUGGAUGCAGCGACCUCAGCGGGGGAGCUCCGUCCGCCACCGAGGGUCUUAGGAGAUCACUGCGGUUGCAGAUGCAGGUCGACUCGUCCACGGGCGUCAGACGCGAGGUGUCCGGCCACCUGGAUGACAUUACAGCCGAUGAGCAUAUGUCGAGCCAGCACACACCCGCCUCGGCACCUCCAGGGGACAGGGAGCAGACAGACCUACGCACGAGUGACUUUCCUGGACUCGGACACGGACUUUCUGACACCGGUUUUCCAGGAUGGGGCCACAGGGGAGAGAGAGUGGGGGAUGACGUCGAGUAUCGUCCUACGGAGGCUGGUGUACCGAAGUCGACAGAGGAGCUCCAUGCCCUCUUGGAUCGAGAGGAGGAGCAACGGUUGGAGGUGUUGCAGAGAGACUGGGCGGGUAUAGUCGUGUACAUGGCGGAGCAGCAGCGUGUUCGGGAUUUGGAAAUCGGUGCUGCAGUACCUGAUCCGGGCGGGGUGGAGCAUCGCGAUCCAUUCGCACCUGACCUUGCACAGACUGAGGGGCACGGUGAUCCGACCGUGCCAGAGCAUGGAGAUCCUGCCGUGUCCAACGUCGUACUUGGAUUUCGUGCGGCAGACACGUUGCAGCCCGAUGAUGUACGGACUGAGGAGGCAGUUUGUAUGGAGGGUAAUUCUGACGAGCAUGGGGACGGAGGGUGUGGACCCGGUGUGGAGGCCAAUGAUGGGGCGGAUACUGUGGGGCGACUUUCACCGUCCCCUAGUGCCGGUCCAGGAAUGGAGGAUCCGAUUAGGAGGGGAGCUGCAGGAUCUCUUGGGGUCGGGGUUCGAUCGCCUCCGUUAUACACACUUGUGACCCCGCGGUAUUCUGGCUCUCCGGCGAGCUUGGAGCGCGAGCAACAUCAUUCGGAGUCCAUCAUCGCAGCGGGUCGGGGUGCACACAGGGCUGGCACCAAGUCACUCACACCUCCUCCACCGACCGUGCCCCACAACACUCCGACACCAGUCACGGGUAGAGCUGCUGGUAGAGGUCACAUGCCGACGUCGUCGUCACCUCGCCUCGACACACAGCAGUCAUUUCACCGUCCGUGGAGCACAGUGCGACGAGUUGACGACAAAGUGAGGGGUGAUUUCGCGGCGCACCAGACGCGGUUGAGGGAGGACUUGGAGGAGCACAGGCCGAUACCGAGUUUGACGAAUGCUUAUUGCAUUCUCGAUCAGCCUGGACACGGCACUCGCAGGGUUAUGCUUUUAGGUUCACGGAGGGAUGCACCUGCGUUUUACACUUUUGGAGAGGACGGAGUGUCGGCGCCUCAUGGAGAGCGACAUCACAGCAGCAUUAACGAGUUGGAGGCUCGUAUUGCUAGGGAGGAGGCGAGAUUGAGGGAGUCGCACGAGAAGCUUGACAGGGAGCGCAGGAGGAUGGCAGCGGCGCGCACUUCGGAUGCUGAUACGGAGGAGGAGCCCAUCGAGGUUGCUAGGCGCAGGGAGAGAGAGAGAGAGAGAGAGAGAUUGGUCGCGGCACAGGCACACAUGGCAUCGCCGACACGUGGACGAGGCGGCAGAGGCGACAAAGCGGUGGAGGCGGCAGAGGCGACAGAGGCGGUAAAGGCGGGGGGCGUGAUUGCAUAAUGUCACGGUGUACAUAAUAAAAGUGAUCGAAGCAG
Molecule: messenger RNA, 3593 nt
Organism: Chara braunii
Lineage: Eukaryota; Viridiplantae; Streptophyta; Charophyceae; Charales; Characeae
Source: the annotation of a GenBank genome assembly